Mesorhabditis spiculigera is the source of this 567-nucleotide messenger RNA. Lineage: Eukaryota; Metazoa; Nematoda; Chromadorea; Rhabditida; Rhabditidae. The record is from the annotation of a GenBank genome assembly.
AUGUCGAUGAGUUCACAAGAUUUUGUCGUGCCUUCCGAGGAGAUUAUGACCUCUAUUGUCCUUCCGACGAUUCUAUUUUGCAUCGGCAUGGUAGUUGCCAUGCUCGUCGGAAUAAAUAAAUGCAAACAGUGGGAAUUCGAUAAAGUCGUCGAGAUGCGUAGAACAAGACGAGUGGUUCAGCGAAUUACAGAACGUUUGCGCGAGAAGAACUUUAAUACUAUCCAGAGGGCACGAGAUGCGCGAAGGGCGAGAAAAUUGGCGGCCCAGGCUCUGAAGAACCAAGCAGCCGUCGCGCCUCAACCUAAUGAUAAAGUUAAACCUAAGACGACUGCCCCACCCCUCUAUUCUGAAGGUGAUGCUCAAAAUUGCGGCACUUCACCACCUCCCUCAUACGAGGAUGCUCUCUUAGACGAAUUUUAUCAAGAGUGCCUACCGGAACACUCUCGACCAACAUGCAGCAGACGAGAUUCGACCCAUUCUCGCGCCUCCAGACGAUCUGCAAAUUCACAAAAUAGUCGAGCUCGCCAGCGUCGGCGUUCCAAUUACAUCCCCACAGAAUUUGUGGUA